Molecule: messenger RNA, 2205 nt
Organism: Sycon ciliatum
Lineage: Eukaryota; Metazoa; Porifera; Calcarea; Leucosolenida; Sycettidae
Product: zinc finger protein DPF3-like
Exons: 10
Coding region: 233-1378 (381 amino acids)
Biological process (GO): positive regulation of transcription by RNA polymerase II
Cellular component (GO): MLL3/4 complex
Molecular function (GO): histone H3K4 methyltransferase activity; histone binding; transcription coactivator activity
Source: RefSeq, a predicted model, not a curated record
ACGUUUUGCUUGCGGACCGGACAACAACAAGUCUAAUUCAAAAACACGAAGGCUGCAAAUGUGUAAAACGAUGUAAAUGCAAUGUUGCUGGAGUAUGCAAAGGGAAAGAAACAUGCCGAGAAGACGUGAUGGCAGUUCCUGACUGUGUUCAUAGUGCAAUAGAAGUUUGUUGCUAGCCAUUGGCCGCGGAAGAAAUCCGGCUUUUCUUGAGGAGGAGAGAAGCACAGCAAUCAUGUCGAGCCUGUAUCAGGAUGCUGUGGAAUAUGUAGCUGCGUAUAACAGUACACUGGCGGUGGAGCGACGGCGGCGACCAGAGCAUUGGGAUGUUUACACUCACAUAUGGCAGCGUCCAUGCCAUCUUUGGCGGCGCAGGUCAGAUCGUCAGCACUGCCGCGACGCAGGUAGAGUGUACGCGUAUGCAGCUCGCCGAUGGAAGGUCAACAAGGGCUGGACAGCGCAGGCCGUCAAAGAGCCACCAGCACCUGCCGCUGAACCCACAAAGAAGUGCACCAACCCGUAUCAAACCAGAUCGGCUGAGAGACCACGGACGGUGUAUGUCGAAGAGAAUACAUCCGAUGAAUCGGACGACAUGAUGGAUGACGCAGGUGACUCCGAUGCUGAUGUCAAUGAAGAGAGCAGCGACGGUGAGAUCCACCGCGCCACCAGUCGCCAGUCAAGCCGCCGUGCGCCUUCUGCAGCUAGCACAAGGAGCAGUGCGAAUGCCAGUACAGAUGAGAAGCCAUUGAAUUGCAACAUGUGUGGGAAAAUCUGCAAGACCAUGAAUGGUCUUCUACUGCACCUGAAUGCCAACCCAAGCCACUACAAGGUUCAUCCCGACUUGAAGGCGCCCAGUAAUGAUCGGGCCUCGUCUCCGGGCCCUGCCACGCCCAGCGUCCAGGGUACCAGUGGUGGCGGUGCUGGCGGCGGCGGAAGUGGUGCUAGCGAAGAACCUGCACCCGCGGAGGUGUCACAGACGCCCAAAGUCAAAGCCAACGACUACUGCGACUUCUGCCUGGGCACGGCGACGGAGAAUGCGAAAACGAAGAAGCCCGAGCUGCUGGUGUCCUGUGCCGACUGUGGCAGAUCUGGUCACCCAACUUGCCUACAGUUCACAGCGGAUAUUAUGGCCAAUGUCGUGCAGUACAGCUGGCAGUGUAUCGAGUGCAAAUCCUGUGGUGUAUGUGGCAGCUCGGACAAUGACGAUCAGCUCUUGUUUUGUGAUGACUGCGACCGCGGAUUCCACAUGUUCUGUCUGAAGCCACCUAUCAGCGAGCCACCUGAAGGUAAAUGGAGUUGCACUGUCUGUACUAAACCAUCUGCUUCCACUACACGCGGCGUUGGCCGGCCAAGGAAGCGUGGGCGCAGAAAACGGAGGUAGCUAUCCUUUUUGCUGCCUGCUUCACUGCUGGCUCUCGUUAGUGAGUUGGCCUCUCUCUCUCUCUCUCUCUCUCUCUCUCUCUCUCUCUCUCUCUCUCUCUUUCUCUCUUCCUACUCUUCUUCCCUGUCUGACUAAUUUGGCUGGUGACUUUCGGUGUGGUUGAUGUAUUCGCUGUAUGAUAUCAGUGGUUUUCCCAGGGUAGAUUGGGAGUCCACAGUCACUUUUAGGCGCGCUCACAUGUGUGAAAUCACCAUGUCUUGCUCUUCAUACCUGACUACCUGUAUCGGAAUGCCUAUCAGGCUAUAUUACCCACAGUGCUGCCGUGUUCAUCCCGGGAACAGCAGAGCACCACUUAGCGAGCUAUUUGCUCUUCUAUUGAUUUUAGUUUUAUGAGUGGCGUGUUUUUUGGAAAGCUCUCUGAUAUCGAAAAUAUCCUCGUAUUAAAGUCGUAAGUAGAGCGCAACCAUUUGAUAUCUUUAUUCAAAUAUUUAAUCCUUAGAGUGCCCUUGAUUCGACUGAGCUUAAUUGCUGGCUUUUGAGUGGAGGUUUAUUAUGUGCUGAUUUCUAUGCUUUGUCUGCUUUUAUGAAUUAAUUUUUUAUGGCCUUUUUGUCUUAUCGGGCACUGGUGGCCUCUGUAACUUUUUUUGCAGCUGCAUGCUCUGAGAAAGCUACCUGGGGAAUGCUGCUGUUCCCAGCCGCGUUAACGCUGGCUGAUUUCCUGGCUGAUUUCCUGGGCGCACUUGAUACAAAAUGUUAGCUGUAUGUAUCUUUGAACAAUAUUAUUUAAAUAAUUUACUAUAAACAGGCUGUGGUGUCCAUGCACAGUG